GCACAGUAACACUCAAAUAAAAACUUAAACCCAAAACGAGUCGUUUCUUCUGUCGACUUCCGAUCCCGGGGGAGGCGUCUCCGCCUCUCUCUUUAAACAGCCCACAGCUGAGUGGGAGUGGUUGAAUUCCUUACUUUUGCCUCACUCUCCAACACUUGCUUCCAAUCCUUUUUCAGCAGCAGGCCAUUCAUGGCUUCCGAUAAAAUUAUAGCUAUCUGCCAGUCUGGCGGCGAGUUCGUCACUGGUAAGGACGGUACCUUGUCAUAUAAUGGUGGUGAUGCUUAUGCAAUUGACAUUGAUCACCAAACUCAACUGACCGAUUUCAAGUCUGAAGUAGCUGAGAUGUUUAAUUGUAGUGCCGAUACAAUGUCUAUUAAAUACUUCCUCCCCGGAAAUAAAAAGACCCUUAUCACUGUCUCUAAAGACAAGGAUUUACAGCGGAUGAUUAAUUUCCUUGGCGAUUCUGCCACCGCUGAUGUCUUCGUCUUCUCCGAGGAAACUGCGGCUAGGAAUGUCUCUAAUAUGCAUGCUAGUCGGUCGAGCAGGACAACUGUGUCCGAAGCCGGAGUUCAUCUGGUUGAUGUUGCUCCAGUUGAUGUUCAUAUUGAUCUUGACCGGGACUUGGAUGUCCCUGAUGAGAGUCCCAUCUCCUGUUUUCCUAUUGCAACCUAUGAUGAGAAGCAUCGUAAGGCGACACUACAGUGGGAAAACGCCAUCACUGGUGUCGACCAAAGGUUUAAAAGUUUUGUUGAGUUUAGAGAAGCUUUGCAUAAGUACUCAAUUGCACAUGGAUUUGUUUAUAGAUAUAAGAAAAAUGACAGUCACCGUGUUACUGUCAAAUGCAAAUCUCAAGGCUGUCCGUGGCGGAUAUAUGCUUCCAGGUUGUCAACUACUCAAUUGAUUUGUAUCAAGAAAAUGAAUGCCGAACAUACAUGUGAAGGAGCUGCCGUGAAAGCUGGCUAUCGGUCUACAAGGGGUUGGGUGGGAAGCAUCAUAAAGGAAAAACUGAAAGUAUCCCCUAAUUAUAGGCCAAAAGAUAUCGCGGAUGACAUCAAAAGGGAGUACGGGAUACAACUGAAUUAUUCUCAGGCGUGGCGUGCAAAAGAGAUCGCAAGAGAGCAACUUCAAGGCUCAUACAAAGAGGCAUAUAAUCAGUUACCCUUUUUUUGUGAGAAAAUAAAGGAAACUAAUCCAGGUAGUGUUGCAACAUUCUCCACAAAGGAAGACUCCAGUUUCCAUCGAUUCUUUGUCUCUUUUCAUGCAUCAAUCACUGGUUAUGAACAGGGUUGCCGGCCUCUCAUUUUCCUUGAUAGUGCUCCGUUAAACUCAAAAUACCAAGGGAUGCUGCUGGCUGCUAUUUCAGUUGAUGGGGAUGAUGGUAUUUUUCCUGUAGCUUUUGCUGUAGUGGAUACUGAAACAGAGGAAAACUGGCAUUGGUUUUUGAUGGAACUGAACUCUGCCAUCUUUCCGACUCGCCAGAUUACAUUUGUUGCAGAUUUUCAGAAUGGUUUAAAGAAAUCAUUGCCCGAGAUAUUUGAUAAAUGCUACCACAGCUAUUGUUUGCGUCAUCUUGCUGAGAAACUAAAUAGAGACUUGAAGGGGCAGUUUUCUCAUGAAGCAAGACGCUUCAUGAUAAAUGAUUUCUAUGCUGCUGCCUAUGCUCCCAGACAUGAGGGAUUCCAGCGUUCUGUAGAGAACAUAAAAGGUAUUUCUCCUGAAGCUUAUAACUGGGUCAUACAAAGUGAACCGGAGCACUGGGCAAAUGCCUUUUUUGAAGGGGCGAGGUAUAACCACAUGACAUCAAACUUUGGGCACCAGUUCUACAGUUGGGUAUCAGAAGCACAUGAAUUGCCAAUAACGCAACUGAUUGAUACAUUAAGAGGAAAAAUGAUGGAAUCAUUUUACAUUCGUCGGGUAGAAUCCGAUCAAUGGACGACAAAAUUAACUCCAACAAAAGAGGAAAAAUUACAAAAGGAGAUGUCAAUAGCAAGUUCUCUUCAGGUGUUGCAUUCUCAUGGUAGUGUAUUUGAGGUUCGUGGUGAAUCUGCUGAUAGUGUGGACAUUGAUCAGUGGGAUUGUAGCUGCAAGGGGUGGCAACAAAGUGGUUUGCCUUGCUGCCAUGCCAUUGCAGUUUUCCAAUGUGUGGACAGAAGUCCAUAUGAUUAUUGCUCUAGAUACUUUACAAGUGAUGCCUACAGAUCCGCAUAUGCCGGAUCAAUUCACCCUGUUCCAAAUGCAGACAGGCCGAUCCAGGUUGGAUCAAGUGAAGUAGAAAUUAUAGUCACUCCUCCACCAACCAAACGCGCACCUGGUAGACCAAAGGUGAGGCAUGCUGAAUCCGUUGACAUAAUUAAGCGUCAACUUCAGUGUAGCAAGUGCAAGGGCCUUGGUCAUAACAAGAAGACUUGCAAAGGUUUCUAGUGCAGAUGAUAGGGCAUUGUAAAUAGAAAAAGUGAUGCAAUUUUGAGGUGAGCAGUAAGAAGAAGAUAACAAAUCGUAUAAUUCGGUUUCGAAAAUUUGGCGAUGAGAAGUGAGGCUAUUUGAUUAAAUAGAUGAGGAUCAAGGAGGGCAGUGCUUUGAAACUUGGAUAGAUUAAUGGUGAAGAAGGAAAUUAGAGGCAGGCAGUAGAGUGAUAACAUGAGUAGUUAGUUAGUUAGUUAGUUGUAUAGUGUGUUGAGGCUUGAGAAUAAUAGUGGAUCUCAAUUCUUUGCAGCUUUGUACACAAACUGGUUUUUAUUUGUUUAAUAAAUUAUCUUUUUACUGUUGA
Messenger RNA from Mercurialis annua (annual mercury), 2767 nucleotides. RefSeq lists its product as uncharacterized. Bases 190 to 2421 code for a protein of 743 amino acids. The record is from RefSeq and is a predicted model, not a curated record. NCBI's taxonomy places the organism in Eukaryota, Viridiplantae, Streptophyta, Magnoliopsida, Malpighiales, Euphorbiaceae. The transcript has 3 exons. Gene Ontology annotation, molecular function: zinc ion binding; protein binding.